Messenger RNA from Cherax quadricarinatus, 3219 nucleotides. RefSeq lists its product as uncharacterized. Lineage: Eukaryota; Metazoa; Arthropoda; Malacostraca; Decapoda; Parastacidae. The record is from RefSeq and is a predicted model, not a curated record.
UAUAUAUGAGGAGUGAAGGACCGCUGGUGUCAGUUCUGCUUCCUCGGCUGUUUGAUCCCAUCACAUCAUCAUGAAGGUGCCUGGUAUUCAGAUAGUAACAGUGUUGCUGCUGCUGCUGAUAAGUGUGAGAGUACAUGGAAAACCACAGAACCUGGGGAUACAAGUGAACAACCAGGCGCUGCUCACCCUGGGGGUGGGUCUUCUGGCCACUGGGGUUGGAUUCCACCUGGGUCGCCAACUUGCCAUCAGGGAACAGAAUAAAUAUAAUAACCCAAACUACAUCAGAUAUCAACAACCAUUCUAUGGGUUCCGCCGUCGCCGUCAAGCUCAUUCUGAGAACGAACUGGAGCCUCUGAUGGAGCAGCUCUUCCAAAAGGUGCUGCAGGAGGAUGUGGCAAGGUGCAGUCUACAGCUAACUUGUGUUGUGGGCAGCAUACCUCCUUCCAGCCUCAUGGGCUAUGCCAAAAAUCUUUAUAUCAUUCUCAGCAGCUUGGUACCUGGAAGGACUGUGGAUACCACCAAGGAGUGGAGUGGUCUAAAGGCUUUCCAGGUGGCACUGAAGAAAGGUCGUGAUGGUGGUGAUUGUCACCAGCUCUUUCCCCACUGCCAAACUUCUUCUACCCAACUCCUUCAGCAGUUUCAGAAUACAAAAAUCGUCCACGGUGUGUGAAGAACACAUCCAUUAAUCACAUGCCUGAUGGCAGCAGUUAUAUAUCUUAUUUUCCAAAAGGUUUCUCAAAUAUGAUCUUCUACCAUUAAAAGAAAUAUGUACAGGCAGGCCCUGUUUAUACAGCAGGUUAGGUUCUGGGCUACCGCUGUAAUCAAAAAUUGCUGUUAAGUGAAACUUAGCCUUUUUAUCACUUUCAAAUGCAUAUAAAAGCCUGAUAACAUGUUUAUGUUAUCAUAUACAGUGGACCCCCGCUUAACGAUCACCUCCAAAUGCGACCAAUUAUGUAAGUGUAUUUAUGUAAGUGCGUUUGUACGUGUAUGUUUGGGGGUCUGAAAUGGACUAAUCUACUUCACAAUAUUCCUUAUGGGGAAAAAUUCGGUCAGUACUGGCACCUGAACAUACUACUGGAAUGAAAAAAGUUCGUUAAGCGGGGGUCCACUGUAUUAAGUGAGCACUAGAGCUAGGCCUAAAAAAUGCAUAUACAGUAACUCAUUACUUAAUUUAAAAUAUUUUUGUUCUUAACUUGUAGUGAGUGAUGAAUACAUUUAGUCUCAAUUAAUGAAGAAUGGGCAUAUUUGAAAACUGUUAUACUGUACUGUAUUAGUGAAAUGCCAUAAAGCUAAGUGCUGUAAAGCGGGUCCCUCCUGUAGUCCUCAUCUCUCUUUAAGGCCUCGUGAAGUAAUGUAACUAGUGGUGUACCACAAUCAAUGAUCAGUGAUUGCUCUAAUAAUAUUUCCAAUAUAUAUAAAUGACUUGCCAAAAGGAAUUUAGAACUAAACCUACAUAAACAUUUUGCAGAUGCAAAAGUCUUACGCAGACUAAGCAGUAAAAAUAAUUGAGUAUUUCUAUAAGACCUGGAUAGAUUAAGCAAGACACUGGUGCUUUGUGUUAGAAAUGAAAACAAGCCUUACAGAAUGUAACUGAUGCAAUCAAAUGAUAAAGGCAUUAAACAAAGAAAGGGACCUAAGAGCCACUGUUAAUAACACUAUCACUGAAAAAUCCCCAGAUGAAAUAGAAACUUCCAUACAAAAGUAGCUAAAUUUAAAGCAGCCUUCAGAUAUACUACUUUAUAGAUGGGAAAACACUGGUAAGCUGUUCACAGCAUACAUUAGACCAGAAUUUGAAUAUGCAGGUGUGAUAUUGUGCCCAUGGCUUCUUUAAGAAAUGUGAACAAGCUAAAAAAAAAUUCAAAGGUGAGCUACAAAAUGGCUCUGAGCUAAAAAAUAUACGAGCUUGAGAAAAGGUUAAAGAAACUGGAUGUGCCAUCUUUGACUGAUAGGAGGAAAUGUAAUAUCCACAUUCAAGAUUGUAAGAGGAUACAAAAGAAUAGACAAGAGACUUCUUAAUACUGUUGUAACUAUAAGCUACCAUAAGGAAGAAGAGCUGCCAAAAGGGUAGCAUAUAUUGCUUGAAAUGUUUUCUUUGCAGAAUGAUAGAACAAAGGAAAAGUUAACAAGAGGUAGUGAGUGCUACAACCAUUGGAAAUUUUUAUAAUAUACUAAAUGCUGAAGAUGAAGCACCACAAGCAUAGCUCUGCUCCAGUAGUUACAAAUAAGUGAUCACAUUAACAUUUUAAAGGGUAACAAGUAGCGUUGUGUCACCAGCUAAAAAUGCUACUUUAUAAGCAUAAAGCAUAAUUUGCAGUGAAAUUUCUUAGUACAUGUACUUAUUAUGCUUAUUUUCCACUUACUAAUUAAUUUCGAUGUGAGUUACAAAUUUCCAAAAUACCAAAGAUAACAGAGUAUAUUUAGUGUCAAUGAUAUAUGUGUGUAUUAGUAAUAUUUUAAUAAAUUUGACUUAAAACUGGAAGCCUUUAUCAACCUAACUGUACAGUGACAGAGAUCUAGAAAGUAAUAAUGAAGGUGAAAUGAGGUGAAGACUGAAUAUUUUGUGGUCAACACUGAUUGCAUCUGAACAUUUUCGAUAACCAGAGACUCACUCUUGGAAAAUAUGAUUUUCAGAAAGAAUUCAUAUCAGCCAUUUUAGCAGUUUAAUAUUGUAUGUAUUGUAUGACAGCUUUAGAGUAAAACAUUUUAUAUGUAUGAUAUUCACUGAAAGAUGCUCUAGAAAUGUUUUAAAAUGCUAUACAUAUAUGUUUAAUUUUUCUUUUAAUGGCAUAAUGUAUUAUUAAAACCUGUAAUUCAAGUUCAAAAUGGCCAUAAUGAUAUGACGUAAAAUACUAGCAUUAUGGCCAAGAAAUUCUUAACUUAUAAAAAUUUCUCCAGCUAAGCACUUGACCAUCUAGAUACUCUCUCCAGGUAUACAUAACAGCCAAUUAAGACCCAGGUAUCUACCGCUAAGUGAAUAGGGGCAGCAGGCAUUAACAGAUUUGUCCACAUCUCUUCAUGCUUGGAAUUCUAAUCAGGGAUUUUUUCACUUUUGAGCUACCUACACCAACCACUGUGCUACAUUCAACUAUAUCACUCUUUUUCAUUAUUGAAAAAAGAACAAUUUAAAUGCUAAUGGUUUAUAUUUAAGUAGAGCAAAAAUGUUUUUGUCAUUGCAAUUAAUUUUAAACAUCAAAAAGCUGAAUAAAGAAUAGUAAAAAC